Molecule: messenger RNA, 5352 nt
Organism: Betta splendens (Siamese fighting fish)
Lineage: Eukaryota; Metazoa; Chordata; Actinopteri; Anabantiformes; Osphronemidae
Gene: otud4
Product: OTU deubiquitinase 4
Exons: 21
Coding region: 427-4362 (1311 amino acids)
Biological process (GO): negative regulation of toll-like receptor signaling pathway; regulation of protein K48-linked deubiquitination; negative regulation of interleukin-1-mediated signaling pathway
Molecular function (GO): cysteine-type deubiquitinase activity; K63-linked deubiquitinase activity
Source: RefSeq, a predicted model, not a curated record
GCCCCAUUUAGUGACAGAAAUCAUUUUCAUUGAUGCUCUUACACAGGGAGCCUUGUUUUAAUUUGGUAGGAAACAGGAAAUGUUACGUUGUGUCGUUUCCAACUUGGAACCGUAGAAGAAGAGGGGGCGUGUUGCUACAAGCUAACCAGCUGCUAGCUGAGAGCUAAACUUGGAUUUCUACUUUCACUUUCUGACAGUUAGGAAGACUGUCUGUGGAGCUUUCGUGGAAAACGAAACUAGACGCUGGCAUUGUUGUCUUUGGUUCAGUUUGAAUCUUAGAUGUAGUGGUUUAACUGUGUUCGUAUGCGAUAUUCACCCCUUGUAGCCCCGAGGCGUUUAAAAGUUUGUACGGCUAGCCAACAAAACUAAGAAGCACGCAGGUAACGUCCUCCCACCAGCUAGCUUUAGCGGCUAGCUCCCGCUAGCAUGGACGCUGGAGUAAACAUGCAGAAUAAUGAAGAGAAGCGUGCUGAAAAAUCAAUGGACGACUACCUGAAGUCACUGGGUCUGCAUCGGAAGAAGAUAGCCAAAGAUGGGUCGUGUUUGUUUCGGGCUGUCGCCGAACAGGUGCUGCACUGUCAGAGCCUUCACACUGAAGUACGGGCCCAGUGUGUGGAGUUCCUGAAGAGGAACAGAGACGUGUAUGAGGCGUUUAUUGAAGGCGACUUUGAGGCCUACCUGUGCAAGCUUCAGGACCCACAGCAGUGGGUUGGAGAAGUGGAGAUCAACGCACUGGCUGUCAUGUACAAGAGGGAUUUUCUGAUCUACCAGGAGCCUGGGAAACCUGCUGUGCCCAUCACCGACAACAACUUCAAGGACAAGGUGCAGCUGUGUUUUCUGAAUGGAAAUCACUAUGACAGCGUUUAUCCCACUCGCCACAUUAAGAGCGCUGCCAUGUGCCAGUCCAUCCUGUACGAGCUGCUGUAUGAGCGCGUGUUUAAGGUGGACCGGAACAUGCUGGCGGGUCUUGGUCAGCGCGGCAGCCGACUCCUCCACGCGCUCAGUGACGACAGCCUGCCCACCUGCGUGAGCAGCGACGAGUCCGAGCUGGACUCCAGCGACACGUUAAGGGCUGAGAAGGAAACAACUUCUGCGAGACACAAGGGCCGUGGGCGUGGUCGCCUGUCUGAGAGCCUGAGGCGUUCACUGAAUCCGACUCUGUACAGAAAUGUGGAGUACAACGUGUGGGAGAAAAGCAAGAAAGCCCAACAGAAGUUGGACUAUUGCAUCGCUGCUGGGAUGCAGUACACUGUUGGAGACCGGUGCCUGGUCCGACUCGAGAGCGGUGGACGGAGCUACAGUGCAACGGUCAAAGAGGUUCCUCCCAACCACAACUAUGUGAUGGUCUUCAUAGAAGACCUGGGCUUAAAACAGGUUCCUCUGUGGACUUUGCGUCCUUUCAAUGAGGAGGUCAGCUGGAGCACGGUGGCAAACAGGGACAAGAAACUGAACAACGGACACGGAGACGGUGAACAGAGAUGUAAAGGCAGAGGCCGGGGGAAGCCCCCCCCAGCAUCCUCCUCUGUUGCCCAGGCGACGACCCCGGGCUCUGGUGGGCGCGUGCAGAAGCAACACUCUGUGGAGGAGCAGGGCGGGACCAAAAGCAGCAGAACGUCUGGGAGCACAGCAGACUCUGUGCUGUUCGGCCUGACGGAGGAGCAGCGAUUGGCCAGAGAGGAGGAGGAGAGGAACGUGGCCCUUGUUGAGAUCCAGCUGAGAGAUGAACACAGCUUCCCUGCGCUGGGGGUUCAGUCUGUGAUGCAGGGCGAUGGAGGAAAGAGGAAGGGAGGAGAGAAGAAAAGGCCCCAGAGACACAGCACGAAAAGUCCGGUGGAGAGCUUUAGAGCGGCGCCCCCUGCUGGCGAAAGGCCCACAUCCUCCACUCCACCGCCUGCCAGCGCAGCUGCUGCAGCUGCUGCUGCUGCUGCAGCUGCUGCUGCUGCUGCAGCAUCGGCCGACUCACAGCCCAACUCUCACGUCGCUGCUGCAGCUCCUGGACCCCCACUCGCCUCUGCUGCGCCGGCUGCUAAAGCGAGCGCCCUGUCCUACGCCUCAGCUGCCGGUGCUCCGCCGUGUUCUCCUCCACCUGCUGCUGCCCCGGACACCAAGCCUGUAGCAGGAGGCGCUGCGCCGUCGUCCGCCUCUGUCUUCUCCAUCGUGACCCCCAUUCUCCCUGCUGCUUCAUCCACCUCCUCCUCCUCCUCAGGUCUCCAUCCUAAAACCACAGCUUCUCCGCCUUCGUCCUCGGCCGUUCCACCUCCUACUUUCAUCGCUCCCAUCGCUCCGUCUCCUGUUGCUGCGCAGAGCUUCCUUGCUUCCGGCUCUUUCCCCCGUUCUUCACCGUCUUUCUCCACUCUGCCCCACUCCCCCAGUCCGCCCGCCUUCUCUCCCCUCACAGUCCAGAACCCCUCCUCCUCUCCUGUUAUCCGUCAUGCUGUCCAGGUCCAGGAGGCUCCAGCACAAACUCCAGAUUCUUUACCACAUGCUGAAGCCCCUCUCACUGCACCCCAGACCUUUCAGAGCCAGAGUUCUCCAGCUCAGAUUCAGCCCCAAGCAUAUCACAACCAGAUUUCUGUGUCCCAGCCCCAGGCACCGCUACCCCAGGCUGAGACACCAGCUCAGAUGGAGGUUCAGGGCUCAUCUGGGUCCCAGGCCCAGUCCGCUCUGUCCCAGCACACCCCUCAGGCCCAGUCCGAGUUUGCCCAUGUUCAGGCAUCUCAAUGUCCUCCUGAAGCUUCCCAUCCUAAUGUUCCUCAAGGUUCUGUCCCGUCCUCGGCCCACGUGCAGCUCCAGUCCCCCGUCAGUCAGCCUCCGUUACCUCCUCAGUCGAUCCGGGCUCCUCACCCCUCCCUAGUCCCACAUCCCUCCCCCUCACUCUCCAUUGGUCUGACUCAUCCCUCUCUUCAAACCGAAACCCCCAACACCCCGGAUAAGAUGGAGGCUCCACCCCCUGCUGUUCAGAAUCCUCAGACUGAACCGCCUGCUCAUCCUCUGUCCCAACAACCGCAACCUCCUCACCCACUACUUCCCUCUCAGUCCAUUCCUGGAACAGUUCCUCUGCAGCAACUGUCCCAGCUCUACCAGGACCCCCUGUACCCCGGUUUUCCCCAGGAAGAGAAUGGCGCCAUAGUGACACCCCCACCCUUCUCCUCCAGCAAGUCUGGAGAAGACCUGCCUAAAGACGUCAACAUCUUGAGGUUUUUCUUCAAUUUGGGCAUCAAGGCGUACACGUUGCCCAUGUUCCCUCCUUGGAUAUACCUCACGCCCCUCCAGCAGGCCUACGCACUUCACCCCAAACUUCCCUCCCGCUCACCCUCCCCGACCCCCCAGAUCCCCCCCUCCAGCUCUCCGGUCAAACAGCAAGAGGCCUACCCUCAGUAUCCACUGAAUCCAGCAUCGGCGCCGGCUCAGUACGACCACCAGGCCCCAGUCCCUGAGCCGCAUCGCCCCAGUGAGCCCCCCUUCAACCAGGCUACAUACCCCAUCGCUCAGCCUCCGCCCCAAAGAAUGCCGUGGCAGCAGCAGCAGAUGCCCCCACCUAGCAACUCCAGCUACCCAGUAGCGUACCCCUCCCCAACGCCACCAUACCCAGUUACCCUGCCUCCGUCCCAAGGUUACCCCUCAGGUCAAGACCCUGGACACCCAGCAAUGCCCCCAGCAAUGCCCCCAGCAAUGCCCCCAUACCCCCCGUCCUCACUGGGAUAUCAUCAGGCAUCCACCCCUGAUGAGUUCCAGGGCACCAAAGCGACAGUGGCCCACCAUUCACCAGCCAACGGGGACACGAUGCCUGGCCAUGGUCUCGGCAGAGUUCACGCUCCACUGGAGGUUCCGGCUGCAGCUAAUGUGGCUAAGGCUAACAACAGGCCGAUGGUGGCUCAUGCCACCAAUAGUUUUGGUUUCAAGAAGGAGCAGGAAGAGAGUGUGCUGCUGGUGGACCCGCCACUCAACAACAUACCAAUACAUGUCAACAUGAUGACCAUGACGACCAGCGGCAUCCCCGGACCUCAUGACAUCACCUCCAAACCACUGGUCCCUGUCGACAUCAACCCCUCUUGUGUCUAUCGGGGCCACCGAAAACCAUACAUGAGGGCGGGGGCCGCGGAGCCCAGCCAGGUUCACUGCCUGCCGCCCAUUGCCAUGUCAGAGGGUCUGUCUGUGGCCUGCAGCACCGAGGACGACCCGGAGGAGGAGGUGUUCAACCCCUCGGGCACGCACUACCGCAUGCCGAGGAGGAGCUACAGAGGCAGAGGGAGGGGAGGCCAUGACGGGUGGAGGGGAGGACAGAGGAGGAUGGGCUUCAACCACAGCCCGUACGGCCCCUCGUACGUGGGGCAGAGCUGGGCCAGAGGCUACCAGCCCUGAGUGAGGACGCGGAGCUCGCUUUGUUCUUCACGGCUUUCUGGGGUUCAUGCUGUGGUUUAUCAAAUCAUUUUGAUGCCUUAUAUUUCUCAUCACUGUUUAAACCCCGUCAUAGAAAUGGCGGAAACAAUCCGUUAGGUCUGUAACAUCUUGUUGCUUUCUGUCCAGCUCGUAGUCAAACACUACCGACCUCAUAGCUGCUCUUUAGUUUGUCAGCAUGUAUUUUACACUUCUCAAUAGCUGGAUUUAGAGGUUUAUAGAAUAAAUGCUUUGCACGAGCUGAAAGUAACAAGUGUCUGCGUCGUUAAGAGGUAAAACAUGUCCCAAAGCGCUCUGAGCCCCGACGGUACCGACCGUCACGGGAAACUUAAACUAACAAGAAAAUACUCACGUGGAGCUGACACCAAAGAUUGUCGCGUCUUUUCUUUAAAAAUCUGAUUCUAUUCAAACUUUGGCAAAAGCCUUUUGAUGGAUUCAUGUGACAUGUUGGUGGAACUGAGCUACAGGGGACUUUACACUAAUGGUUGAGCUUUUAGAGUUAGCUUAGCAUAGCGCUAGGUCUGGAAAUGAAGUGAAUCAAAUGAGAUGUAAACCUGUGAGCGCUCCUUAACUCACCAGCUGUUGGCUGAAGUUACAUAGUCAUUUUCAAUUUAUUGUCCCUUGUCUAAUUCUGAGCAAAAAGGUCGACUUUCCCAAACGGAACUGUUUCUUUAGAGGAAUGCCGCUUUCUUCCAUACGUUGAAUGUAUAGUAACAACUGAGAGCUCAGCAUCAUGUAAACUCUCUCCGCAGCAGCUGAAGCAUGUGUAUAUAGGGCUAAUUUGAUUUUUAAUUUGUGUGUUUUGUUUCACACGUCUCUCGAUGAGCUCCAACCUCUGCAGAGACUGUGCCUUGUUUGUGCCUUUCUUUUCCUGAGUCUGAGAGACUUUACUGAACAGGGCAAAAGCUGUUUGGACUUUUCUAUGUGAUCAAAUAAAUGAAUCUGAAAACCAAA